UUCAGGGGUUAUUUGGUCGGGUUAGCUGGGGCCCGAGUGGGUUUCGGGCCUCUGGGCUGUGGCGGCGGCGAGACUGAGGGUGGCGGAAGAACUUGGGGGACCCGGCCUCCGGCGCUCGGGCCCGGGGAGCUACGCCCUAGGCUGGGUCCCAACCAUCGAAAAGGACGCAUUUUGCCGCACAGGCUAAGAUGGCGGCGGCGGCCGAGGAGGCGGAGUUGGUGCUACACAAGGAGCCCGGGCCCUGGGUUCGGGGAGGCGGCGGCCGCGGCGGCCGCGGGGGGCCGCGGAGCCUGAGGUCUGAUUCCCUGGCCUUUGUGUCCCUGGGAGCUUACUCUCUGCCAGAGGAGAGCAGGUGUGCUCCACUCCUCCCGUGAACCUGAAGAUGAGUUGCCCCCGACCCUUCUCAGUGAUUGGAGACUUAGGUGGUGGAGCUAAAGGUUUCUUGUUACCAGACUUCCGCAGACGACUCUCGUGUUGGGAUCCAUCCAUGGUUUAGCAACAUAGGUGGAAAAGUUUUUCUCGAACUGUUGAAGUAAUUUUUACGUAAAUAGAGUUGUUACAAAACUUUUCUGUUUAGACUUGAGAUUUUGUAUGAUCAUUUUGCUCAACCCGGGGAUCAACACGGUUAGAGGCUUGAAAUGAUGGUCCUGUGUUGUAUACAAGUUGAUAAUUUCAACGGAAAUACCAAAACACCAUCCGCCUGUUUGGGCCAGUCCUGACUAAGGCCAAGCCUUUUGCAUCUGGAUGAUAGAUUAGAUUUGCCUUAAUCGUGAAUUCCCUCCCUGCAGUAAGUUUACUGUACUUACAUUCUUUUGGUCCCACAAGAAGAAAGCAUUUCAAAAAAUAGACAAGUUCCACAAGGAAAGGAAGCCUGCUAUUUUACCUUCAGUGCCAUGUGUAAGUAUCCAGGGAACUUGAUGGCAGCAACCAUGUAGGCUGGGUAAGAAAAACUAGUUUUAUAUUGAGGUUAUAAGUUAGCUAACGAAUCAUUUUAAUGGGUGAAACAUGAAGAUUUGACUAGUAUUAAUGCAGUGGUAGGUAUACCUGCCACUGGUAAAAUCGAGGUGAUUUGAGUUCUUGGAUUUCUAGCAAUUUAAAGUUAUACCGCACUAAUGUCGUAAUAUUGGUAUUGACUGAUAGCAAAGCACAAAAUUUUGAAACAGCUAAUGUUUUCUUUUUGCCAUUAACAACAAAAUUACUUGAAGGGAUAUUUAAACACAUUGGGAGCACUAACUUUGUUUGGAUCUCUGUUCAAAUUGAAAUUUGAACUUUUCACCAUUACUUAAAAGUCAUUUUCCUUGUUUAUUUUUUUAGAUAUAUAGCUUCUCUUUUUAAGUUAGUUUUUCCCAAUAGAGCACUAUCUUCUUUUAGUAAAUGGGAGAUGCAUUAAUAUUAGCAGUGUAUUCCUUGAUCAGUUUUACAGUGGACGAAAUCUCAAAGAGCAACUGCCCUUACCUGCCUUUCAUUAAUAAUCAAUUAUUACUAGUGAUUAUUAUUAGUGGCAUAAUAGAAAAUUUUCUUUCAGCUUCUGCCUCAUUGCUGUUUUCACUUGUCAUACUGCAACCACUUAACCAAUAAUGGCUAAAAAAUGAAACAAAGGAGUGUUGCUGAGAAUCCUUGUUAAUUAAAUACAAUUACAUUAGCAAGAACUCCUGUGACAGUUUGAUUUAAUUUCGAAUGAGAUUGUUCUUGCAGCGAGAUGUUAAUAAGACAAAAACUAGACUAAAUGUGUUAAAUGGGCUUGCCAACAAUAUGGAUGAUUUGAAGAUAAACACCGAUAUUACUGGUGCUAAAGAAGAACUCAUAGAUGACAACAGUUCUAUCUCAGAGAAAGAGAGUGGAGUUCAUAAACCAAAAGAUUGUCAGACAUCAUUUCAAAAAAACAAUACGUUGGCUCUGCCUGAAGAACUAUCAAAGGACAAAUCUGAAAAAGCCUUAAGUGGAGGCCAGUCUGCUCUAUUUAUACAUGCUGGUGCUCCUGCUGUUUCUAGUGAAAACUUUAUCUUGCCUAAAGGAGCUGCUGUUAAUGGACCAGUUUCACACUCCUCCUUAACUAAGACUUCCAAUAUGAAUAAAGGCAGUGUUUCAUUAACCACUGGACAGCCUGUGGAUCAGCCAACAUCAGAAUCUUGUUCAACUUUGCAGGUAGCAGCUGAUCUUCAGCUGUCUGCACCACAGAAAGCAAGUCAACACCAAGUUUUAUUUUUGUUAUCAGAUGUAGCACAUGCCAAGAAUCCAACUCAUUCCAUUAAAAAACUACCUACCUCUACUUCAGUUGGUUGUGACGUUCAGAAUUCAGUGGGGAGUGGUAUAAAGUCAGAUAGCACUUUAAUAAAUCAAGUAGAGGUGGGUGAGGAUAGUGAAGAUUUAUUGGUAAAAGAUGAUUGUGUCAAUGCAUUGACAGGAAUUUCCUCAGGUACAGAUGAAUUUAGGUCAGAAAAUAAUGCAAACUGGGAUCCCCAAAAAGAGUUUAUUCAGUUUCUUAUGUCUAAUGAAGAAACAGUAGAUAAAUCUCCAGUUCAUUCUAAAGUAGGUCUAGAAAAGAAGAGAAAGCGAAAAAUGGAUGUAAGCAAGAUAACUCGUUACACAGAGGAUUGCUUGAGUGAUUCCAGUUGUGUUCCCAAUAAAUCAAAAGUUUUGGAAGUAGACUUUCUAGAACAGAAUGAAGAGCUACAAGCAGUAGACUCACAGAAAUAUGCAUUAUCAAAAGUGAAGCCUGAAUCAGCUGAAGAAGACUUGGAAUCUGUGGAGGCUUUUCAACAUCUAAUUUAUAACCCAGAUAAGUGUGGAGAAGACAGUUCACCUGUUCAUACUAGCACUUUUCUUUCAAAUACCUUAAAAAAGAAAUGUGAAGAGAGUGAUUCUGAGUCACCUGCUACUUUCAGUACUGAAGAGCCAUCAUUCUACCCCUGUACAAAGUGCAAUGUGAAUUUUAGGGAGAAAAAGCACCUCCACAGGCAUAUGAUGUAUCAUUUGGAUGGGAAUAGUCACUUUCGCCAUCUUAAUGUCCCAAGGCCAUAUGCUUGUAGAGAAUGUGGACGGACAUUUCGAGAUCGCAAUUCACUUCUGAAGCAUAUGAUUAUUCAUCAAGAAAGAAGACAGAAGUUGAUGGAGGAAAUUCGUGAAUUGAAAGAACUUCAGGAUGAAGGAAGAAGUGCACGAUUACAGUGUCCUCAGUGUGUAUUUGGUACCAAUUGCCCUAAAACAUUUGUGCAACAUGCUAAAACCCAUGAAAAAGAUAAAAGGUACUAUUGCUGUGAAGAGUGUAACUUCAUGGCAGUGACAGAAAAUGAAUUGGAAUGUCAUCGAGGCAUUGCCCAUGGAGCAGUAGUAAAAUGUCCCAUGGUCAGUUCUGAUAUAGCGCAAAGAAAAACACAAAAAAAGACUUUUAUAAAAGACUCAGUCAUAGGAUCAUCCAAAAAGUCAGCUUCCUACAUAUGUAAGGUGUGUCCUUUUACUACUUCAGCCAGAAGUAUUUUAAAAAAACACAUGGAAUACUUGCAUUCAUCAUCAUGUGUUGAUUCAUUUAGUAGUUCUCUUGGACUUGAUAAAAGAAAAAAUGACAUCCUUGAAGAGCCCAUAGAUGUUGAUGGCACUAAACCAUUAAUCAAACAACAGUCAGCCACUUUUCCAAAGAACUCUGCUUUAAAACAGGAUGUGAAGCGAACAUUUGGAUCAAGCUCACAAUCAAGUAAUUUUUCAAAAUUUCAUAAGCGGCCACACAGAAUACAAAAAGCUCGGAAAAGCAUUGCCCAAUCAGGUGUAAAUAUGUGCAAUCAAAACAACUCUCCUCAGAAGACUGUUAUGAAUAAAAGCAGCAUUGACCAAAAACCUAAGUAUUUUCAUCAGGCAGCAAGAGAAAAAUCAAAUGCCAAGGCAAAUAGCAACUAUUUGUAUAGGCACAAAUAUGAAAAUUACAGGAUGAUCAAAAAAUCAGGUGAAUCAUAUCCUGUACAUUUCAAAAAAGAAACUAGUUCCUUAAAUUCUCUACAUCUGUUUUCAUCAUCAAGUAAUUCACACAAUAGUUUUAUUUCAGAUCCUCAUAACUCUGAUACCAAAAGGCCAGAAAACUUCAAAGACCAUAGGCGUGUAGCUGUAAAGAGAGUGCUUAAAGAAUCUAAGAAAGAAAGUUCUGUUGGAGGAGAAGACUUGGAUAGCUAUCCAGAUUUUUUGCAUAAGAUGACUGUUGUUGUUUUGCAAAAACUGAAUUCUGAAAAGAAAGAUAGUUAUGAAACAGAAGAUGAAAGUUCCUGGGACAAUGUUGAGCUAGGUGACUACACUACACAGGCCAUAGAAGAUGAAAGCUAUAAUGAGAUUAAUCAAGAUCAUGUAAACUUAUUCCCUCUAUUUAAAAGCAAGGUAGAAGGUCAAGAGCCUGGAGAAAAUGCUGCCCUAAGUUACGAUCAAAAUGAUGGCUUUUAUUUUGAAUAUUAUGAAGAUGCUGGAACUAACAACUUUUUGCAUGAGAUUCAUGAUCCUCAGCAUUUAGAAAAUGCAGAAACGUCAUUAUCAAAGCAUAAUUCUGUUUUUCAUUGGACUGAUUUGUCUCUUGAGAAGAAAUCAUGCCCUUAUUGCCCAGCAACAUUUGAAACAGGUGUAGGGUUGUCGAAUCAUGUCCGGGGUCAUCUUCACAGAGCAGGAUUAAGCUAUGAAGCUCGUCAUGUUGUAUCACCAGAACAAAUAGCCACAAGUGACAAAAUGCAACAUUUCAAAAGAGCUAGUACAGGGACACCUGUUAAGCGAGUUAGAAAAGCUGUAGAGAAGUCUGAAACCACUUCUGAACAUACCUGCCAACUCUGUGGUGGUUGGUUUGAUACUAAAAUUGGAUUAUCAAAUCAUGUUAGAGGCCACUUGAAAAGACUCGGAAAGACCAAAUGGGAUGCUCACAAAUCUCCAAUCUGUGUUCUGAAUGAAAUGAUGCAAAAUGAAGAAAAAUAUGAAAAAAUCUUAAAGGCAUUGAACAGUCGUCGUAUUAUUCCUAGACCAUUUGUGGCUCAAAAACUUCCAAGUGAUGACUUUCUAUCUCAAAAUGUUAUACCUCUUGAAGCAUACCGUAAUGGCCUAAAGACUGAAGCUUUGUCAGUGUCAGCAUCUGAGGAAGAAGGGCUUAAUUUCUUAAAUGAAUAUGAUGAAACAAAACCAGAGCUGCCCAGUGGAAAAAAGAAUCAGUCUCUUACACUGAUAGAACUUCUUAAAAAUAAAAGAAUGGGAGAAGAAAGAAAUUCUGCUAUUUCUCCUCAAAAGAUCCAUAAUCAAACAGCAAGAAAGAGAUUUGUUCAGAGAUGUGUUCUUCCAUUAAAUGAAGAUAGUCCACUGAUGUAUCACCCACAAAAAAUGGACUUGACUAUGCACUCAGGUAUGCCUGUGAAGCUUAGAACAUGUGUGCAUUGCAAUACGACGUUUACAAGUGCUGUUAGCCUGUCCAACCACUUACGCGCUUAUGCACGAAAGAAGAGUGCUGGACUUUUGACUGGUACAGCUUUAGAUUGUAAGCAAAAGAAAUCAAGGUCAAGAUCUGGAAGCAAGAAGAAAAUGCUAACAUUACCUCAUGGUGCUGACGAGGUUUACAUUCUCCGAUGCAGGUUUUGUGGACUAGUCUUUCGAGGACCAUUGUCUGUUCAGGAGGACUGGAUUAAGCACUUACAACGACACAUUGUAAACGCUAAUCUUCCACGGACUGGAGCUGGCAUGGUGGAAGUCACAUCACUACUUAAAAAGCCUGCCUCCAUUACAGAAACUUCAUUUUCUCUACUAAUGGCAGAAGCAGCUUCAUAGAACCAGGAAAACCUUUUACAUAGCAAAUUUGAAUUGGAUGUAAAUUUGAAAUUUUUUUUUAAGCCACAUUAAAUUAUCCGUUUACUAAAGCAGCAAAAUGGGGAAAAGUGAAUUCCAGUGACAUCAGAGCAAAUCAAAUACUUAAAACAGUAAGUAGUCUAUAUAUUUUAUAUAGGGUGGAAGAUUGUUUUUAAGGCUUACUAACUUUUGUUGGCUAACCAUGUUUACUCAGUAAGAGAUCAGUACAUGUAAGCAGCCAUUUAUAAACUGUUGCACAUGGAUACUUACAGAUUUAUUGAAAUUAUGUUUCCUUCAGUGUUACCAGAAUCAAGGCUCUGUUUAUUCCCCACAAGACUUGCAUAGAAAAAUAAGAUAUUAUAUUUUGUUUGUAUGUAUUUAGUGUUUUGUAUAAUACCAGGAACUGCUAACUAAAUUUACUCAAUUUAGGGCAUUAAAUAUCAUGUACUUCAUAGUUUGAGACUGUUCAUUCAAAUAGGGCAGAGUAUUAUUCUAUCUAGAUGUGUAAGUGUUUUUUUAAAAUCACAUGGAACGGUUUUUUUUAUACUAAAAAGUGGAGGGAGAUUUGUUUAAACAAGUAUUUCUAAAAGAAAUAUGUACAUAGUCCUGGAAAUUAUUUGUGGUAAGGAAAUAUUCUUUACUCCAGUUGCAUUUCUCAGACAAUAAAGUGGUGCAUCCAUGCUACCUCCUACUUUGUCAACAAAGAUGCUAUUUACCCUUUACAUUUUUGUAUCAUAAUAGAUUUAAAAAAAUCUAAUGUUCUUUAUUGCAAGACAUCUUUUUGUUAACAGAUUUGUUUCUUUUUAAUGUUUUACCUAAAAUUUGACAUGCUUACAGGACAGGUUUGCCUCUUUAUUUAACAUUGUAGAAAUGUAAUUAAUAAACAGUGCUCACUACACAACUUAGAAUAGGCUUUCUCAUUUAUAUUAUCUUCCAAAUUUGAUCAGUUAGCAAAACUUAAUACACCAAUUAAAAUAUUUCUACUUAUGAUGAGAAUGUUUACAAUUUAAAUUUUAGAACUUGUUUUGGAUGUGAUUAUAUGUACAAAAAUCGUGUAACACUAUGCUCAUGCUAAGAACCGACAUAACGGAAUUACUGAAAUAAAUGUGCUGUGAGGAAUGGAAAAUAUGGUGCAGGUGUCUUGGUCAUGAUAAAUUGUGAUUAUCCUUUUAAAGUCUUUUCAAAAACAGAUUAGUUCUUUUUAUCUGAAAUCAGAUUCUUCUACAAAUAGCAGUUUUGUAUGCAAGCACCAUUUUAUUUUAUUUCAUGUAGUUUGGCUAAUACUAUAGUUGAACCCAGGAUAUGCAUUGAUACUAUUCUUCAUAUGUAAAUAAAGUUAACAACAGUUAAAAUAAGGAGUAUUUUGGUAGAGUAUAUACAUACCUCACUGCCAGUGAAAUCGCUUUCUAUGGUAUAUCCUUACCAGAAAAAUCUCUAAAUAAAAAAAACUUAAAAUGAUAAUGUCUAUAAUGUGAAACAUUUAUUUUUAUCAUGGAUGGAAAUAGUCCACUUAAAGUUGUUUCAUUUUUAUUCAAAUUGUUUCUCUUUAGCAGGUUACUAUGUUCACAGGAUUCUCUCCCCUUUCAUAAUUAAUUAGACCUCUAAAUCCAGAACCAUUUUAAAUCUGAAAUUAGGAGAUUGAUUCAUGAGUCAUUCCUAGCCAGACUCCUGAUUUCUGGGGCAAGUAGAUAAGGACAGGGUGAUGUAAGUUAUUUGCAGUUUUGCAAAUGGCCUGAUAGAAACUGCACUUAUCUAUAAUGGGGAGACUAAAACAUCAAAUAUCAUUACUUUUGACUGAAAAUAUGCCUAGUCUCUGUAUACUGAUUAUAUCUUAUUGAACAGUGUUUAUUGAUAGUUAUAUGUAAUUUUUUAUAUUGGAAGACAAACUACGUAGGAAGUAGAGUUCAGAAGUUUUAAAAAAAGAAAAUAUAGGGUUCCUGGUGGGAAGGCUAGCAAUCACUAGUACCACUUUUAGCCUUAUUCUUAUAAUUGUAUGAUUUUUGUCUCAUCAAGGUAAUUACUAAGAUGUGUGAAUACUAGUAUCUGAGUGAGUUUGGCCACAGUUUCAUAAUCAAACCUAUGUUAAAUUUUUUGUUUAUUUUAAAAGUAAUUGUUUUUCCUUCUAGAUGUAAGAAGAAUUCAUCAUAAAAUAGAAUAAUUUAAAUUAGAAACAGUAAAACAAGGUUUCUAAAAAGUAAAGAACAUCUUUCAUAGUAAAGAUACUUGGAUUACAAAAUUUAACAAAUUCUUUAGGACAUAGUCACAGUUCACCUUUUAUUUGGCAAGUGUAAUGUUAAUGUGCUUUCAUUUAGAUUCCACUAGAAGAAGGAGUAUAAAACAUCAACUUACAUGAUAGGUCUUUAUGUCAACAUAUUAUGUGGUAUUAAUUUAAUAACAAUUUAUUCUCAGUGUUAACUAAUUUUAAUUAUUUUAUCAUUGCCUAGAUAUGUAAACUUCUUUAGCUAUAGGACCUUUUUUAAUAUAAAUCCAAUCAGAAGAGUUGAUUUAUUUAAUAGCAACAAGACAAAAAAGUUCAUUUCUACACAGUAAUGUUUUCUAUUUUGCUUCUUUAGAAUAUAAGAAUGGUGGCUUAACUCAUAUCUUUAUUUUAGGUUUCACUUAAUUAUGGUAUAGGGAGAUGAUAAUUUUUCAGUAAUAAUUUACUAUGCAAACUUUUCUUGAUCAUAUACAUAAUUUCUCAGGGACUGUACAGUUAGAACAUAUUAGAUAUUAGUCAAAUGUUUUUUCAUAAGAAAGUGUAAUAUAUGCUCAUUUUCAAAAUGUUAAAAUGAAAAAAGGAGGAAAUCACCUGUGGUAUCAUCACUCAACAUCUACUUUUAACAGCUUAUGCAUUUCUUUCUCAUAUUAUCUCAGUAGUUAUGAUCAGAAUGUACUAAAAUACAUCCUUUUUUCCUACAUUGGUUUCUAAAUUUGAGGGCUGCAUUGCAUAAACUAGUUUUUGAAUCUUAUACUUGACUGUGACAAAAACCAGUCAGCAUCAAUAAUAUUUCAAAUUAUGGAUUAGAAUAGAAUUGAUUAUCACCUCUGCUGCAGAACAUAGCUUUCAUAUUAAUUUCAGCAGUGGGAGCUUGCUUUCGUAUUUUGAGGAUCAGCCAAGUUCAGUCACAGAUCUUCAAAUAAUACCUUUAAGUUCUUAGUCCUUUGGAGAUAAGUAGAACCUGAGUUGUUCUGAUUUUCACAAAUUUAUUAAGUAAUGCCUUCAAUUGCUUAAACAAACAAGAAUAAUAAUGAAACUUACAAGAUUGAUCUCAUACUACAUGGUUGUUACUAGAUUAGGCCAAAAAUCAGGAUGUACAAAGAGUACAGAUAAUCUAAUAAAUUACCAAUUUGUUUCCUUGUAAAAAUUUUAGACACUAAAAAGAAAAAAAAAAAACAUAAAAUUCCCUGACAUUAAACAUUUGUUAUAAACUUCACUAUUCUUAUUUCUGCUUAUAGACUUUUUCGUUUUCAAAAAACAUGAGCCCUGCUAUAUAGAACUUGACACUGAAUUCUGUUUAAAGAUUUAUUUAUUUUUAAAAUUUAUUUGAAAGGCAGAGACAGAGAUCUCCAAUCCUCUGGUUCAUUCCCCAAAUGGCCACAAAGGCUGGGACUGGGCCAAACCAAAGCCUGGAGCCCAGAGCUGCUUCUGGGUCUCCCACAUGGGUGCAGGGGCCCAAGUACUUGGGCCAUCUUCUGCUGCUUUUCCCAGGUGUAUUAGCAGGCAGCUGGAUGGGAAGUGGAGCAGCCAGCUCUCAAACUGAUGCCCAUGUAGGAUACUGGCGUUGCAGAGGCUUAACCUACUAUGCCACAGUGCUAGCCCAAUAUUGUAUUCUCUUAACAAUAAAUCCAUGGACAGUUUUGUGCCACUAAAUAUUCUUUAUGAAAUAUCCUUUUAAUUUUUGCAUGGUAUUUAUUAUACCAUAUAUAAUUACUUCUCUGUUGAUCAUAAAGAUGAGUUUCUACAAGAUCUAACAGUUGAAUAUUGUUCACUUAGUUGUGGCUUUGUAUAUGAAUUUCUAAAUUGUUUUUCCGAAAGGUCAUAUAACUGUUUAUUCUUGCCUACAGUUUAUGAGAGUAAAUGGCUUGCAAAUCCUCUAGUCCUUGUCAUUAUAUUCUUCCAAACAAAAUAAAACUGUUAGGUAAGAAGUGAUACCUUAUGAAAACAAUGAAUGUGAACUUUUGAUUUUACAGGUAUUAGAUAUCUAACUUAAGAUGUUAAGUAUAUAAUAUGAAUAAUUAUGUUCUGCUAGAUAAUGUGUCUAAAGUAACUUCAACUCUGAUAUCAUACUUGGCUACUGGGACAAUAGAGAAUGUCCUUAACCUGUAGUAUUUUCAAGAGAUCUUUACUGUUUUAUUGAUUCCAACAUUUUUUGUGUGUCUCUGUGUUCAUUUUUCUGAGAGUUCUGUAGCACUUGUCAUAUACUCAAAUUGGUCUGUGACCCCUGCACCCUUCCCCCAAAAAGUAAAGAGUAACUAUUUUGAAAGUAAUACAUGUCAUCAUGUCAACUGUCAAGUGGUUUAUGUUUUUGAGAAUAAUUCUACACAAAUUCUAAUUAAAAUUAACCCUCAAAAUCUUACGGUAUAGGGUUUUGUUUUGUUUUUGCAUGGUGGCGGAAAAGAGAUAUUGUGAACUAUUUGUAUCUUCUGACAAGUUUGUAGAAGAUUGUUCAGAAAUUUGUUCUUACAAGUUGUUUGAUUUCUUAAAGAUACCCAAAGAGUUGGUUCUUUCUUAAGCUUUUAAGGUCAAACUCUUGGAUUUUUUUUUCUGUUGUUGAGUUUGAGUAGUAAAUUUCAGUGAGUAUUUUUAAGUAAGAAGCUUUUAGAAAAUGUUUAGUUUCAUUUAUAAUUUAAUUAAACUUGAUAUUUUCAAGUGCAUUUAUAAAUUCAGUAUAUUGAUUCUGUUUCAAGAACCUCAGUUUCCUAAUUUAAAACCUCUGAAGUAUGUAAAUAUCUCUUGCAAAUCAAUAAAUUAAACUCUGUAAUAUGUAGAACCUUGAUUUCUCUUAAGUAUUUCAGUGCCUCAUAUAACUUUAAAAUUUCUACUUUAAAAUCAGAAGUAAAAGUUGAUUACUCAUCUAUACACAUUUUAAAUUGGAUUUAGAAGGCUGAACUAUUAGUCUUACAAGCCAGAUUUCUUAUAAAGUAUACACAAAUUGCCUCUUGUUUAAAUCAUUUCCUUGUGAGAUAAAGUACAUAAACAUGUUAGUUUUUUGUUUUUUUAAAUAUUUAUUUUAUUUGAAAGAAGAGAGAGAGCUUCCAUCUGCAAGUUCACUCCCCAAGUGGGUGCAACAACACGGGCUGGGACAGGCCAAAGCCAGGAGCUUCUUUGGGGUCUCCCACAUAGGUGCAGGGGCCCAAGCACUUGGGUCAUCUUCAGCUGCCUUCGCAGGCAUAUUAGCAGAUGGGAAGUGGAGCAGCCAGGAAUAAAAUUGGUGCCCAUAUGGGAUGCCAAUGCUGCAGGCAGCAGCUUAACCUGCUACACCACAGCGCUGGCCCCAGUGUGUUUCUGUUUAAAGAAAUAUUUUAAUUUCUAUAAAAGGACAAGAUACAGAACAUUGCCAGAACCCCCCCAGUUCUCUCUUUACCUUUUCCACUAUUCUCACUUUUCUAAAAACCAUUUGUUUGCUUUUCUUAACAGUUAACCUUCUAUGAGUGAACCUAGUUUAAUUUUGGGUCCUAGGAUAGCCUCUUCCUUCAGAGGAUUUGCAUUUCUUCCUGCAGAUGUCCAGGAAUGUUAAUUGUUUAGAAUACCUUAAUCUGAGCUCAAAUUUUGAGUUUACCUGGACUACUCAGAUGACCCAAAUUCAGGCUAUAAGAGCUGCAUUAUAGGAAGAAUGGGAUACAUCUAGUUUAGCUUUUACUUUGUGGAUAUAAUUUUAUUCUCCUAGAGCCCAUGAUACUGUUGGAAGUACAACUCAGUUUCAUAGCUGUUUAUUACGAUAGUAAAUAUCCUCAUGGUAGAAGGGAAAAGUUUCUCUCCUGGAUAUCUUCACUGAGUUUUUGGCUUCUCUUAGCUGUUUGACUCAGUAAUUUUUCACUAACUUGUUAAUUCUUUGAUACCUGUAUUGUUUUCUUUUUAUUAACCCAGCAUUUUAAGAAAUAUUUAUAUGAAUUUUCUGAGGUUGAAGAUUUUGUGUUUUGUUCACUUAUAUUUUCCUAAAAGUUUGCACCCAGUAAAGCAUUUAUCAAGUGAUUAAAUGAAUGAACUAUUUUAAGAUAAAUUUAAAUGGGGUAUAAAAUCUGUUUUCCCUUUGUUUUUCUUUUUAAAAGUUAUUCUUGAGCAUUUUUCUCUCCCACACAUAUUUUAGAAUUAAUUUGGGAACUUAUGCCUUUGGAACAUCUUGAGAUUUUGCUUACUACUUCUGCACUGCAGUUUGUGGAAAAUGAAAAAUUAUGAAUCUUUCAUUUUGGGAGUAUGCUUUGUUUUUCUAUUUGUAUUUUGAUCCCUACAGGAAGGUUGCAGUUUUAUACUGGAGAAUUGCACAUUACUUUUAAAAAUUAUUUCUAUAUAUUUUAGUUUUUUCUUAUUCUAAAUGGAUUUUUUUUCUAGAAAUUUCAAAUUCAGUACUGCUGAUCUAAAGGAAAACUACUGAUUUUCUGUAUAUCAAUAUUGCUGAUAUUUAAAGUCACCUUACAGAACUCUUAUUAUUUUUUUCACAUUUUACUCUUAAUUUAUGAGUAGCCAGAUCAUCUGAAAAUUGAUAAUUACUUCUUUUGAUUUCUGAUAUUUCUAUUUCUAUUGUUAAUUGUAUUCUUAUCAGAAAUUGCUAGUACAAUACUAGUGAUAAUUUCUGAUGAAUCUGUUUCAUUAUUAAAUGUAAUUUUGUUGGAUGUCCCUUGUAGAUACAGUUUAUUGAGUUGGAAAAAUUCAUUUUGUGUGGGAUGAGUUUUAAUGAAAAAUAACAUUUUAGCCAGUAUUCCUUCAGACUCUUUGAGAUUGCCGUUUGAUUUUUCUUAUUUUAUCUGGUGAUGGUAAUAAAAUGCAUAAUACAUUUUUAAAAAUUAUUUAUUUAUUCAUUUGAAAGUCAGUUACUGCGAGAGAGGGAGAGACAGAGAGAUCUUCCAUCUGCUGGUUCACUCCCCAGAUGUUAACAGCCAGUGCUGGGCCAGGCCGAAACCAGGAACCAGAAGUUUCUUUCAGGUCUCCCACAAGAGUGGCAUGCUUGGGCCAUCUUCCAGUUUUUCCCAGGCCACAAGCAGGGAGCUGGAUCCGAUCUGGAGCAGCUGGAACAUUGAACAGGCACCCAUAAGGGAUGCUGGCAUCACACAUGGUAGUUUUAUUUGCUAUGCCACAGUGCUGGCCACAUAUUCUUAAACAUUGAACCAUCCUCAAAAUUUCUUCUUUAUCAUUAUAUAUUGGCUAAUACUGUGAACUUGAUGUAUUUCUAUUUCAUUGACAAAUUUUUUCAUGUGUGUUUAUUAGUAAUGAUCUUUGCUUCUGCUUUGUUUGUCUAGAUUUUGUGUCUGAAAUGAAAUACAGUAGGAACAAAAACUGAAAUAAACUUUAACAGAAAUAUUCAAUUCUCCAGAAGAAAACUGUAGGAUUUUCCUGUAGGGCUUAAAAGACAAAGAUAAAUAUAAAAACAUACCGUGCUUCCCUCAUAAAAUGAAUUAGGAAGUUUAAAUUUCUGUUCUGAGAUAGUUUUCUUAAAUGGACCAUAUUGCUUUCUUACAUAAUAUCCAUCCACAAACUAAUUUGGAUCUAUUACCUUUUGAGCAAUAGAUCUUUCAAUUAUUUUUAUCAUUUCUUCUAUAAUCACAGGUUGUCAAGCGUUUUUUCUCUGGUUUUGAGUCAAUUUUAGUAGUAUUUCCUUAAAAGAGUAUUUACUUUGUAUUUUUAAAAUUUUGGUGUGAUAAACUUUUUAAUAGUGUCUUCUUACCAGUUAUUUAAUGUUCAUAUCUAUGAUUGUUUCCUCAUUUAUGUUUACUGCUGUCUGUAUCUUCAAGUGAACUUACCGUUUUAUGUAUUUUUGUUAGUCUUUCCAAGAACCUGCUCUUGGUAUUUUACUCAUUAACUCAACUUUUCUACCUUCCAGAACUUGAAGUUUAUUUCCAGGCUUUCUGGUUUUUCUAGUAAGUACAUUUAAGGCUGCAUGUUUUUCUGUGUGUAUUAACUUGCCAAUAUCCCACAGGUUUAGACAUGAAAGCUAUCACUGUUAUCUACUGAUUAUGUUUCAACUUUGAUUUCCUUUUUAACAAAUUUCUACCUUUAGGAAUUUCUCAGUUUUCUGUGUGGUCUAAGAUAUAUAAUUGUUUGAUAAUGUUCAAUGUGUUUGAAAAUAAUGUAAAAAUCUCUGGGUUUGGGGGUAUGGAAUUUUUAUAUAUUAUGCUGUUUAUUUAUGUAUAAAGGGACUUCACAAGUUUGUGUAAAAUGGAGUUAAAAAUACAAAGUAUUUUUCAACAUAAUCUCCAUAGUUGAAGACACUUUUCUAAGUGUUGCUAUCAGCCAUUUGGUUCAUCCCUAAUAAAGAACCUGAAGGUCCUGGAAAUUUAA
This is a messenger RNA of Oryctolagus cuniculus (rabbit), 14287 nucleotides long. NCBI's taxonomy places the organism in Eukaryota, Metazoa, Chordata, Mammalia, Lagomorpha, Leporidae. The record is from RefSeq and is a predicted model, not a curated record.